AUGGCGGAAAAGUUGGGCCUGUCUCUAGGCAAAGUUCGAGGAAUUUGUAAUACGCAGGCAUGCGCACUUUGUGUGGUCAUCAACUGCCACUACCCAGUGUUCUCGACGCUUGUCCCUGAGGCAGCCGUUAAGAUGGGGCCUGGAGGUUUCUAUUUGGGGACCAAACUCUGCCUUGGCCUCCCGGGGCUAAGGCUCCUGCUGUGCCUGUGGCUCUUCGCCACCACCUCGUGCGAGGCUUUCUACUUUCCCGGCCUGAUUCCCACCACUUACUGUGAGGAGGGCCAUCCUAACCCCCACUGUCUGUCAUCAAUACAAGUGUAUGCUGAUAAACUGUACUCGCUGGAAACUGUGGUGAGCUACGACUAUGAUAGCUUUGACUUCUGCAAAGAUACUUUGAAGAGAACACCGUCGGAGACUCUUGCAAAAAUCUUAUCUGGAGAACAAAUAAUAUCAAGUCCUUACAAGUUUUCUUUUAACAAAGAAGAAACAUGUAGAAAAGUUUGUGUAAAAUCUUAUGCUCCAGAAAAUGAAGAUCAAAUGAACAAGCUGGCUUUUUUGAAGGGAGGAAUAAAGCAGAAUUACUAUCAUCGCUGGGUUAUUGAUAACACAAGAAUGAUAUGGUGUUAUGAUACGGAAGGUGGAGAACACUAUUGCAUAUUAGGAUUUCCAAUAGGAUGUUUCAAUAACCUAAGUGGCCAGCUGAAAGGCUCUUGCCUGCCUAAUAAUCCUGAAUUCAGCAAAAAUAAUACUUUGUACCUCUUCAACCAUGUUGAUAUUACUAUUACAUAUCAUAUGGAAAGUGACACAACCAGGAAUAUUGCAAAAUUGGUUAGCUCCAGAGUUGAACCCAAAAGCUAUAAACAUACAGAUGAAAAUCACCUAACUUGCAGUGGACCCCCUUUGGAAAUUCCUGAAGACGCAGAUAAUUUAAACGUGGUCUACACAUAUUCUGUGAAAUUUGAGGAAAGCAAAUCUACUGAGUUGCCUUCUGAAUGGGAUAAAGAAUUUGAGUCUUCAACUGAGACCAACAUUCUUUGGAUUAGACUUGUAAACUCUUUUUUUGUGGUACUUACCUUGUGUGGACUGGUGAUUAUCGUCGUUUUAAAGAGCAUCUGCAGAGAUAUUGCCAAAUAUAAUCGUGUAAAACUUUCUGUCUAUGACCGGAGCCAGUUUGGGUGGAGGAUGAUUUUUGGGAAUGUAUUCAGGCUCCCGCAAUAUGGAAUGUUGCUGUCAGUUUUUCUUGGUCAAGGAACACAAGUUUUCAUAAUGGCAUUUUUUUCUUUAUUUCUGGCUGGUAUUGCGUUUUUCACCCCUGCUGUUCAAAGUGACUUAGUAAACUAUGCUGUUGUGCUGUGGUUCUUACUGGAAAUCCCUGCUGGAUAUGUGUCUGCCAAAAUGUACAAGACAUUUAAGGGUGCAAACUGGAAGAUACAUUUUUUGAUGACAACAUUGUUAUUUCCGGGAAUUGUCUUCACCGAUAUCUUUAUUAUUAAUCUAAUUCUUUGGAUGGAAGGGUCAUCAGUUGCUAUAUCCUUUGGCACAUUGGCAAGUCUCUUUGCAUUUUGCUUUGGAGUUUCAACACCACUAACAUUUUUGGGAGUGUACUUUGGGAAAAAGGAACAGUUUGAGUUUCCAGUUUACAGACAUGCGAUCCCUCGUAUGAGCUCUAGAAGGAGUUUCUUUGCAAAACCAACCAUUACUGUUCUUCUUGGUAGUCUUUUACCAUUUGGCUGUAUUUUCGUGCAACUUUCUUACAUUCUAAACCGUAUUUGGUCUCCACAUAUGUACUACCUGCUUGCCUUCCUUUUACUAGUCUUUUUAAUUCUUAUGAUCUCCUGUUCAGAGGUUACCGUUCUGCUCUGCUAUUUUCGGCUCUAUGCGGAGGAUUGUGGUUGGUGGUGGAGAGCAUUUAUGACAAGCAGUUUUACAUCUUUUUAUGUUCUUAUAUAUGCAAUUCAUUACUUCUUUACCAAACUUCACGUCACUAGCAUCGGAAGUGUCUUCAUGUACUUCGGGUACACAUUGAUCCUAGUUCUUGUUUUCUUUCUUUUCACAGGAACUAUUGGAUUUUUUUCCUGCUUCUCCUUCAUUACUACUAUUUACAAUGUGAUGAAGGUGGAUUAAUGAAUUUUCACAGAUGUUUCAAAG
This is a messenger RNA of Phodopus roborovskii (desert hamster), 2148 nucleotides long. Its product is annotated as transmembrane 9 superfamily member 2. The record is from RefSeq and is a predicted model, not a curated record. The transcript is spliced from 18 exons. NCBI's taxonomy places the organism in Eukaryota, Metazoa, Chordata, Mammalia, Rodentia, Cricetidae. Gene Ontology annotation, biological process: protein localization to membrane. Gene Ontology annotation, cellular component: membrane. The coding region runs from base 1 to 2124 and encodes 707 amino acids.